AUGAAGAGUUGUUUGGAAGCAUUUGAGAAAUUGACAAGACAGAGGACUUGUCCUUUGUGUAGAUGCAGUGACUACGAAACCAGACUCAUCAGCUCCGCAAGGCCAUUUUAUCUGAACAAAUGUGCCAUGAAGAUCCAGUCAACCUGGAAGAUGUAUAGGUGUAUGAAGGUUUAUGAGGAACACCUGAGGAAUAACCCGCCUAAGCAUCCAACUCUUAAAAAGAAAUAUUUCGAAGGAAAAUUAUCGAGCAUAGUGGACAAAGUGGUAGCGACGGUGAACUUGGAUGUGGAUGGAUUGAUGGAGGAAAUGAAUACAUGCAUCACCAGAAGCAGACGAAUAAACCGUAAGUUGAUGAGCGAGGAUGAUGAUGUUGACUGGGCAGCUGUUAAGAUCAAGAAGAACGGUUUCUACAACAACGACACCAACAGCAGCAGCAAUGAAAGCAGCCGCAGCAGCUACAGAAACGCUUCUAGCAACAAAACCAACAAGACAAAAAUUGACUGCACCGACAAUAAUGUCAACAUUCACAAAAACAACAAUAAAAAGAAAAUUCACAAGACUAAGAUUAAUCGUAACAUCAACGCCAAUAACGCUACCAGCAACAACAUUUUCAACGGCAACAACAACGACGAAAACAACAGCCUGGCAACUAAACCAUCAAUAAGGUCUACAUCAGCCAGCACACCAUUCUACAUCCUCUCUUGCUCCCACGUCUACCACAAACCAUGCUUCGACACACUUGAGAUGUUUGCAAUUGAAACAUUGACAGCCUCUGAACUCGUCUGCCCGGUCAUUCCUAAGUGUGGAACUGAUUCAGAUCAAUUUACAGUUUUACACAUAAUCGGCAUUGAUCGUCGUUGUCGCAGAGUCUUAUUCUUGUUUGGUAGUCUUUUGGAGUCAUAUGAUGUCUAG
This is a messenger RNA of Helobdella robusta, 912 nucleotides long. RefSeq lists its product as hypothetical. The record is from RefSeq and is a predicted model, not a curated record. Bases 1 to 912 code for a protein of 303 amino acids. NCBI's taxonomy places the organism in Eukaryota, Metazoa, Annelida, Clitellata, Rhynchobdellida, Glossiphoniidae. The transcript is spliced from 5 exons.